ACGAAGUAAAAAAAAUGUUUUGCAAUAUUGCGGGCAAAAACUCGAGAAUCAAACAUAUCAAAAUCUUGUUUGUGGGAAACACAACACAAACUGAAGAAAACAUUUCCAAAAACCCUUGAAGUCUUGUUUGGUUCUUUGUCGAAAUCCAUGGAAGGUUCUCUGUAGUUUAAGAGUAAAAGCUCUUUCUGAAACCAUUAAAAAUUCGACUUUUCCCUACGUUUUCUCUCUGAAUCCAACCAUUCAAUUUCUAUUUCCCAAACGCGCCCAGUACCGUUGCAAGGGUUUUCGAAAAGUAUUUUCUCCAGAGUGAAAAACCCUAAAUUUUAAGGAAGCAGUGUAAUUUUAGCAGUUUUAGGGUUUUUGACCCUAAAAUUUUCCCGCCAUGAGUCCAAUUCAGAAUUUCGAGCAACAUUCUAGUCUUCUAUUAGACCCGGACCUCCCAAUUCAAACAAGAUUGCAAAUGGCAAUGGAGGUAAGGGAUAGUUUAGAGAUAACACAUACAGCCGAAUAUUUGAAUUUUUUGAAGUAUUACUUUCGUGCAUUCUCGGUGAUUCUGCUUCAGAUAACGAAGCCUCAGUUCACUGAUAAUCCAGAACAUAAACUUCGUAACAUUGUGGUUGAGAUUUUAAAUCGUUUGCCACAUAGCGAAGUGCUUCGGCCUUUUGUUCAGGAUUUAUUGAAGGUUACAAUGCAAGUGCUUACUACUGAUAAUGAAGAAAAUGGAUUGAUCUGUAUUCGGAUAAUUUUUGACUUGCUUAGGAAUUUCCGGCCUACUCUUGAGGCUGAAGUACAGCCGUUUCUAGAUUUUGUGUGUAAAAUAUACCAGAAUUUUAGGUUGACCGUGAGUCAUUUUUUUGAGAGUGGAGCGGCAAUGGCAGUUCCGCAAAUCUGCGCAUCUGGUGGUUUAGAAGAUAUUAAGCCAAUGGAUACAUCUGAUCAGUUGACUCCUUCUUCUAGCAGUAGUGGGCUUAGUGGUGUUACUACAGGAUAUCAUGGUUCUGGUCAACUGAAUCCGAGCACAAUGUCAUUUAAAAUUGUUACAGAGAGUCCGUUGGUGGUCAUGUUUUUGUUUCAACUCUAUAGCCGGCUUGUUCAGACAAAUAUUCCUCAGUUGCUGCCACUUAUGGUGGCGGCUAUCUCUGUUCCUGGUCCCGAGAAAGUGCCUCCCCAUUUGAAGACGCAGUUUAUUGAAUUAAAGGGUGCACAAGUUAAGACUGUUUCUUUUUUGACGUAUCUCUUGAAGAGUUUUGCUGAUUAUAUCAGGCCACACGAGGAGAGCAUUUGUAAAAGUAUUGUCAACUUGCUUGUUACCUGUUCUGACUCUGUUUCCAUUAGGAAGGAAUUACUGGUAGCUCUGAAACAUGUUCUUGGAACAGAUUUUAAGAGGGGUUUGUUUCCUUUGAUUGACACAUUGCUUGAAGAGAGGGUUCUUGUUGGUACUGGACGGGCGUGUUAUGAGACGUUGAGGCCAUUGGCUUAUAGCUUGCUAGCAGAGAUUGUUCAUCAUGUUCGAGCAGAUCUCUCCUUGCCGCAGCUAUUACGCAUCAUUUACUUGUUCUCAAGCAACAUGCAUGAUGCUUCGCUAACAUUGAGUAUCCACACCACUUGUGCUCGUCUUAUGCUGAAUCUGGUUGAACCAAUUUAUGAGAAGGGGGUUGACCAAACAUCAAUGGAUGAAGCACGAAUUUUACUGGUUCGGAUCUUGGAUUCUUUUGUUGGGAAGUUUAGUACCUUCAAGCACACCAUUCCCCAGCUGCUUGAGGAGGGUGAGGAAGGAAAAGAUCGAGCUUCACUGAGAUCAAAACUGGAGCUUCCAGUUCAGGCUGUUCUAAAUUUGCAGGUACCAACUGAACAUUCCAAGGAAGUCAAUGAUUGCCGACAUUUGGUCAAGACCUUAAUAAUGGGCAUGAAGACUAUAUUUUGGACUAUAACUCAUGUUCAUACUCCUCAUGCACAGGUAUCUGCUGCCCAUGGGGCACAUCAACAGAUGUUGCCUAAUGGUUUGCCUGCUUUCAAAGGAUUGAGGGAAGAUGAGGUCUGGAAAGCGUGCGGUGUUUUAAAAAGUGGUGUGCAUUGUUUAGUCAUUUUUAAGGAUACUGAUGAUGAGAAGGAGAUGCUUGGGCACUUCUCCCACACUCUUGCUAUUCUGGAGCCUCGAGAUCUUAUGGAUAUGUUCUCACUUUGCCUGCCGGAGCUUUUUGAAUGCAUGACUUCUAACAACCAGCUAGUUCUCAUAUGUUCUACUCUGCUCCAAGCAGCCAAGGUUUUUCGUCCAUUUUCAGAUGUCUUGAUCAAUUUUCUUGUUACUAGUAAACUUGAUGUUCUGAAACAACCAGAUUCCCCUGCUGCAAAGUUAGUGUUGCACCUCUUUCAUCUAUUGUUUGCAGCUGUUGCAAAAUUCUCUUCUGAUUCAGAACGUAUACUCCUGCCUCACGUGCCUGUUAUUAUUGAGGUGUGCAUGAAAAAUACCACUGAAGUUGAGAAGCCUAUUGGCUAUCUACAGCUGCUUCGAACAAUGUUUCGUGCACUUGCUGGUGGAAAAUUUGAAAACAUUUUGCGGGAUUUGAUGUCUCUGUUGCAACCUUGUCUGAAUAUGUUACUAGCCAUGCUCGAGGGACCAGCUGGAGAGGAAAUGAGGGAACUUCUUUUGGAGUUAUGCUUAACUUUGCCUGCGCGUUUAAGUUCAUUGUUGCCUUUCCUUCCUCGCCUUAUGAAGCCACUGGUUUUGUGCUUGAAAGCUAAUGAUGAACUCGUUAGUUUGGGUUUGAGAACUUUGGAGUUUUGGAUCGAUAGUUUAAACCCCGACUUUCUUGAACCAAGUAUGGCAAAUGUCAUGUCUGAAGUAAUCUUGGCGUUGUGGUCUCAUUUGAGACCUGCUCCUCAUCCUUGGGGUGGGAAAUGUUUACAACUUCUUGGGAAGUUAGGUGGACGCAAUAGGCGCUUUCUGAAAGAGCCAUUGGCUCUGGAAUGCAAGGAAAAUCCCGAGCAUGGGAUUCGUGUGAUUCUUACGUUUGAGCCUGGGACCCCAUUCUUGGUGCCUUUAGAUCGUUGUAUAAACCUUGCUAUAACAACUGUUAUGCAGAAAAACGGACAUGUAGAAUUGUUCUAUAGAAAACAGGCUUUGAAGUUUCUUCAAGUGUGCCUUGCAGCUCAGCUGAACUUGCCAGGAAACAUUGCAGAUUUGGGAUUCACACUGGACAAGCUGUCUAAAUUGCUAUCAUCAUCUGGUGAUGUGUCUUGGCGAAGGUGUGAGACUUCAGAUGUCAAGGCGGAGUUUGGUGUUAAAACAAAGACUCAGCUUAUGGCCGAAAAGUUUGUUUUCAAGAGUCUUUUGAUGACUGUCAUCUCAUCCUCUGCCGAACCAGAUCUUCUUGAUCCAAAGGAUGAUUUUGUGGUCAAUGUCUGUCGUCACUUUGCCCUCAUGUUUCAUGUUGAUGAUUCCUCCUCUAAUGCUUCUAUGACAUCCACCAGUGGGGGUCCUGUGAUAUCAUCAAAUACUAAUAUGGUUUCUAGAUCAAGAAGUAGUACUGGUACAAAUUUGAGAGAGCUGGAUCCGUUAAUAUUUUUAGAUGCUUUGGUGGAUGUGUUAGCAGAUGAAAACAGGCUUCAAGCCAAGGCUGCUCUUACUGCAUUGAACAUAUUUGCUGAGACUCUUUUAUUCCUAGCUAGUUUGAAGCACAAUGAUGUGUUACUGUCAAGGGGAGGUCCUGCAACACCAAUGAUUGUUUCUAGCCCGUCGAUGAAUCCUGUUUAUUCUCCGCCUCCUAGUGUGCGCGUCCCUAUUUUUGAGCAACUUUUGCCUCGUCUAUUACACCUGUGCUAUGGAGUUAUGUGGCAAGCUCAAAUGGGAGGUGUCGCUGGACUUGGUGCCCUGGUUGGAAAGGUCACUGUUGAGACUCUCUGCCAGUUUCAAGUUAAUAUUGUCAGAGGGUUGAUAUAUGUAUUGAAAAGGCUUCCUAUUUAUGCUAAUAAGGAGCAGGAAGAAACAAGUCAGGUGUUAAUGCAAGUUCUUAGAGUGGUUAACAAUGUUGAUGAAGCAAACGGUGAAUCUCGGAGGCAGAGUUUUCAUGGUGUUGUUGAGUAUCUUGCAUCAGAGCUGUUCAAUGCAAAUGCUUCAGUAAACGUGAGGAAGACUGUGCAGUCUUGUUUAUCCUUGCUUGCUAGUCGGACAGGCAGUGAGGUAUCUGAGUUGCUUGAGCCUUUGUAUCAGCCUCUACUUCAGCCCCUUAUUGUGCGUCCACUUCGUGUAAAAACUGUUGAUCAACAGGUGGGAACAGUUACUGCAUUGAAUUUCUGUUUGGCUUUGAGGCCGCCUCUCCUGAAGUUAACCCAAGAACUGGUUAGUUUUCUACAAGAAGCUUUGCAUAUUGCAGAGUCUGAUGACUCUGUGUGGGUUGUAAAAUUUAUGAAUCCCAAAGUUGCGACAUCCUUGAAUAAGCUUCGUACAGCUUGCAUUGAGCUACUUUGCACUGCAAUGGCCUGGGCAGAUUUCAAGACAGCAAAUCAUGCUGAGCUGCGUUCAAAGAUCAUAUCUAUGUUCUUCAAGUCUUUGACAUGUCGUAAUUCAGAAAUUGUUGCUGUUGCAAAGGAAGGCCUAAGACAGGUUAUCCAGCAGCAGAGGAUGCCUAAAGAACUUUUGCAGACUAGCCUCAGACCAAUUUUAGUUAACUUGGCAUAUACCAAAAACCUCAGUAUGCCUCUGCUGCAAGGUCUUGCUCGCUUGCUUGAACUUCUUUCCACCUGGUUCAAUGUAACACUAGGUGGUAAAUUAUUAGAGCACCUAAAGAAGUGGCUAGAGCCUGAAAAACUUGCACAGAGUCAGAAAGCGUGGAAGGCUGGUGAAGAACCAAAAAUUGCAGCAGCGAUUAUCGAGUUGUUUCACCUUCUUCCCAGUGCUGCAGGAAAGUUCCUCGAUGAACUUGUAUCUUUAACUAUUGAAUUGGAAGAAGCUCUUCCACCAGGACAAUUCUACAGUGAGAUUAAUAGUCCUUAUCGUCUUCCGCUUACAAAAUUUUUGAAUCGUUACCCAACAGCCGCUGUGGAGUACUUUCUAUCUCGGUUAAGUCAGCCAAAAUAUUUUAGACGGUUCAUGUAUAUAAUAAAAUCUGAUGCUGGACAGCCCCUGAGAGAGGAACUUGCAAAGUCCCCUCAAAAAAUCAUUGCUAGUGCCUUUGUUGAAUUUGUGCCAAAAUCAGAAAUAUCAGCGGUUUCAGGAUCCACAACUACUCCUACUGCUCAGUUGGGUGAUGAAGUCCUCGCCACUCCUCUCUCUGAAGGCUCUACUGCACCUUCUACUAGCUGUGGGGUUCUGUCAGAUUCUUAUUUUGAAGGCCUUCAGUUGGUUAAAACUCUGGUCAAAUUAAUGCCUUCUUGGCUUCAGAGCAAUCGUAGUCUGUUUGAUGUCCUAGGACUCAUUUGGAAGUCGCCUGUCAGAAUUGCUCGAUUGAAUAAGGAACAGGAGUUGAACCUAGUGCAAGUCAAAGAAAGCAAAUGGCUUGUGAAAUGCUUCCUGAAUUACUUGCGCCAUGAUAAGACUGAAGUCAAUGUGCUUUUUGACAUACUUUCCAUAUUUCUAUACCACACUCGCAUUGAUUAUACGUUCCUGAAGGAAUUUUAUAUUGUUGAGGUAGCAGAGGGUUAUGCACCGAGUUUGAAAAAGACACUUAUGAUGCACUUCUUGGACAUAUUCCAGUCAAAGCAACUGAGUCAUGAUCAUUUGGUGGUGAUUAUGCAAAUGCUGAUUCUUCCUAUGUUAGCUCAUGCCUUUCAGAAUAACCAAAGUUGGGAGGUUGUUGACCCGAGUAUCAUUAAAACAAUUGUUGAUAAACUUCUUGAUCCUCCUGAAGAGGUCUCUGCCGAGUAUGAUGAACCAUUGAGGAUAGAACUUUUACAGCUCGCAACACUACUUCUAAAGUAUCUUCAGAGUGACCUUGUUCACCAUAGAAAAGAGCUCAUUAAAUUUGGUUGGAAUCAUCUUAAACGUGAAGAUAGUGCGAGUAAGCAGUGGGCAUUUGUCAAUGUUUGCCAUUUCUUAGAAGCUUAUCAGGCCCCAGAGAAAAUCAUACUUCAGGUAUUUGUUGCUCUUUUGAGAACUUGUCAACCAGAGCAUAAAAUGUUGGUGAAGCAAGCCCUUGAUAUAUUGAUGCCAGCAUUACCAAGAAGAUUAGCUCCCGGAGAUAAUCGCAUGCCUAUUUGGAUACGUUAUACUAAGAAAAUUCUUGUUGAAGAAGGCCAUUCAAUUCCUAAUUUGAUUCACAUCUUUCAGCUCAUUGUGCGGCAUUCAGAUCUUUUCUAUGCCUGCCGAGCACAGUUUGUACCUCAUAUGGUGAAUUCUCUUAGCCGAUUAGGGUUGCCAUAUACCACAACUCCUGAAAAUCGUCGUCUAGCUAUAGAACUUGCUGGGUUGGUUGUUGGUUGGGAGAGGCAGAGGCAAAGAGAAAUGAAAUCUGCUACUGGGACUGAUACAUCAACUCAGAAUUCUGAUCUAUUAAGUUCAGGUACUGCUGUUGCAGACUCCAAACGUGCUACAGAGGAAACAACAGGUACUGAGGAUCCAAGUAAGCGUGUGAAAAUUGAACCUGGGAUCCAAUCCUUCCUUGGAACUUCUCCGCCAGGUGCUGCCUCCAUACCUAACAUUGGGACCCCAGGUUCUGCAUCUCAAGCAGAUGAGGAAUUCAAGCCAAAUGCUGCAAUGGAAGAAAUGAUAAUUAAUUUUCUUAUAAGGGUAGCCCUGGUGAUAGAGCCUAAAGACAGAGAAGCGAGUGUGAUGUACAAACAAGCUUUAGAUAUUCUCUCUCAAGCCUUGGAAGUAUGGCCACAUGCUAAUGUGAAAUUCAAUUACCUUGAGAAGAUGCUCAGCAGUAUUCAGCCAUCUCAAUCAAAAGAUCCAUCCACUACUCUUGCUCAGGGCUUAGAUAUCAUGAACAAAGUUUUGGAAAAACAAGCACAUUUGUUUAUCAAAAAUAACAUAAGCCAGAUUUCUCAGAUUCUUGAACCAUGUUUCAAGUACAAAAUGUUAGAUGCUGGAAGGUCAUUGUGUUCCUUGUUGAAGAUCGUUUUUCUCACUUUUCCAUUGGAUUCUACUAGUACUCCAUCUGAUGUGAAGAUUUUAUGCCAGAAAGUCCAAGAUUUGAUUGAGAAGCAAAUUGCAACUGUCACUGCUCCUCAGACUUCUGGAAAUGAUAUUGCUGCUAACUCUAUCAGCUUCGUGCUUUUUGUUACCAAGACUCUUAUGGAGGUACAGAAGGACCUAAUUGAUCCCUCUUUAUUGGUCAGAAUUCUUCAACGUCUGGCACGUGAUUUGGGAUCAGCGGUUGGUACUCAAGCAAGACAGGGUCAGAGACUGGAUCUUGAUUCAGUUACCUCUUCUCGUCAUGGUGCUGAUGUUGGAGCUGUCAUCUCAAAUAUAAAAUCGGUCCUGAAACUUAUUGGUGAAAGUGUCAUGCUUGUGCCUGAGUACAAGAGAUCUAUCACCCAAAUUCUUCAUGCUUUGCUCUCAGAAAAGGUUGCUGAUGCUAGUGUGCUACUUUGUAUCUUGGAUGUUAUAAAAGGGUGGAUUGAGAAUGACUACUGUAAACCCACUGCUGCUGGCACAGCAACUACUUUUCUUAAUGCCAAAGAAAUUGUAUCUUUCCUUCAGAAACUUUCACAGGUUGACAAACAAGCUUUCUCCCCAUUGCAACUUGAAGAGUGGGACAAGAAGUACUUGGAACUUCUUUAUGGGAUCUGUGCCGAUUCAAAUAGAUAUCCUCAUUCCAUGAGGCAAGAUGUAUUUCAGAAAGUGGAAAGGCAGUUCAUGCUUGGUUUGAGGGCGAAGGACCCUGAAACGAGGAAGAAGUACUUUAUGCUUUAUCAUGAAUCUCUUGGAAAAACGUUAUUUGCUAGGCUGCAAUACAUCAUUCAAUUUCAGGAUUGGGAUGCUCUUAGUGAUGUUUUUUGGCUCAAACAAGGACUCGAUCUUCUUCUUGCCUUGUUAGUAGAAGAACAGUCAAUUACACUUGCUCCUAACACUGCGAGAUUGCAGCCUCUUGUUGCAUCGAGUACUAUUCCUGAUGGAUCUGCAAUGCAGCACCAGGUUGCUGAUGUUUCUGAAGUUCCAGAAGCUGUUCCGUUGACAUUUGAAGGGCUUGUUCACAAGCAUGGUCAUUUUCUGAAUAAGAUGGGCAGACUACAGGUGGCUGAUCUUCUUAUGCCAUUGAAAGAGCUUGCUCACACAGAUGCAAAUGUUGCGUAUCACUUGUGGGUAUUGGUAUUUCCUAUUGUCUGGGUGAGCUUAAACAAAGAUGAACAGGUUGCAUUGGCAAAGCCUAUGAUUAGUCUCUUAUCAAAAGACUGUCACAAGAAACAACAGGCACAUCGACCAAAUGUGGUGCAAGCUCUUUUGGAAGGUCUUCAGCUAAGCCAUCCACAGCCUCGGAUGCCUAGUGAACUCAUUAAGUAUAUUGGAAAGACUUAUAAUGCUUGGCAUAUUGCAUUGGCCUUGCUAGAGAGUCAUGUCAUGUUGUUUCCGAACGAUACUAAGUGCUCUGAGUGUCUUGCUGAGCUUUAUCGUUUGCUCAAUGAAGAGGACAUGAGGUGUGGGCUGUGGAAGAAGCGGUCAGUUACAGCAGAAACUAGAGCUGGUCUCUCACUUGUGCAACAUGGCUACUGGCAGCGUGCUCAAAGUCUGUUCUAUCAGGCUAUGGUGAAGGCAACUCAAGGCACUUAUAAUAACACUGUUCCCAAGGCUGAGAUGUGUCUUUGGGAGGAGCAAUGGCUUUAUUGUGCUGGCCAACUAAGUCAAUGGGAUGCCCUGUCAGAUUUUGGCAAGUCCGUUGAAAAUUAUGACAUUUUACUUGAUAGCCUUUGGAAAGUCCCUGAUUGGGGUUAUAUGAAGGAUCAUGUAAUACCCAAAGCCCAAGUAGAAGAAACUCCAAAGCUCAGAAUAAUUCAGGCCUACUUUGCACUUCAUGAUAGAAAUGUUAAUGGUGUUGGAGAUGCAGAAAACAUUGUUGGGAAAGGUGUGGAUCUUGCUCUAGAACAGUGGUGGCAAUUGCCUGAAAUGUCUGUGCAUGCUAGGAUACCUCUUCUGCAGCAAUUUCAGCAGCUAGUCGAAGUUCAGGAAUCAGCAAGAAUUCUUGUCGAUAUUGCAAAUGGAAACAAGCAUGCUGGGAACACAGCUGGGCAUGGAGGAAUUUAUUCAGAUCUAAAGGAUAUUCUGGAGACCUGGAGAUUGAGGACACCAAAUGAAUGGGAUAACAUGACAGUUUGGUAUGAUUUGCUGCAAUGGAGAAAUGAAAUAUACAAUGGCGUCAUCGAUGCUUUUAAGGAUUUUGGCUCGACUAAUCCUCAACUUCAUCACCUUGGCUACCGUGACAAAGCAUGGAAUGUCAAUAGGCUUGGUCAUAUUGCUCGCAAACAAGGUCUUUAUGAUGUGUGUGUAACCAUACUAGAAAAAAUGUAUGGUCACUCUACAAUGGAGGUGCAGGAGGCCUUUGUUAAAAUUAGAGAACAAGCAAAAGCCUAUUUUGAAAUGAAGGGAGAACUGACCAGCGGUUUAAGUUUGAUCAAUAGCACCAAUCUUGAAUACUUUCCUGUUAAGCAUAAAGCAGAAAUUUUUCGCCUAAGAGGAGACUUCUUACUGAAGUUAAAUGAUUGUGAAGCUGCAAAUCGAGAGUAUUCCAAUGCCAUCAGUGUUUUCAAAAACCUGCCAAAAGGGUGGAUUAGCUGGGGAACUUAUUGUGACAUGGCUUACAAGGAAACACAGGAUGAAAUUUGGUUGGAGUAUGCUGUAAGUUGUUUUCUUCAAGGUAUUAAAUUGGGUAUACCCAAUUCAAGAAGCUAUCUUGCUCGUGUUCUUUACCUUCUCAGCUUUGAUACCCCUAAUGAACCUGCUGGAAAAGCAUUUGACAAAUAUUUGGAUCAAAUACCCCAUUGGGUGUGGCUCUCCUGGAUUCCUCAAUUGCUCCUUUCCUUACAACGAACAGAAGCCCCGCAUUGCAAGCUUGUCCUUUUGAAAAUUGCUACAGUAUAUCCACAGGCUUUAUACUAUUGGUUGCGCACAUAUUUACUCGAACGUCGUGAUGCGGCUAAUAAAUCAGAAAUCGGGAGAUUAGCUAUGGCGCAGCAAAGAAUGCAGCAGAAUCCUUCCGCUUCUGGUGCUGUUUCACUUGGCGUGAAUGAUGGGGCUGCUAGAAUGCAGAGUCAUGGUGCUCCAGAAAAUCAGGUUCAUCAGGUGUCUCAACCAGGUAGUUCUAUCACCUCCCAUGAUGGUGGAAUGAUAAGUGGUCAAGAUUCAGAAAGGUCUGUUGCUGGAGAUGGUUGUGCAUCAUCCAAUAGUGAGCCACACCAGCAAAGUUCCUCAAACAUUAGUAAUGGUCAGAAUGCAUUAAGGCGUAGUGGUGCUUUGAGUUUUAUGGCUUCUGCUGCCAGUGCUUUUGAUGCUGCAAAGGAUAUUAUGGAGGCUCUUAGGAGCAAGCAUACUAAUCUUGCCAGUGAACUUGAGAUAUUGCUCACAGAGAUUGGGUCAAGGUUUGUCACUUUGCCAGGGGAGAGACUUCUAGCAGUAGUUAAUGCAUUGCUUCAUCGGUGUUACAAAUAUCCAACUGCUACUACUGCUGAGGUUCCCCAGUCACUUAGGAAGGAGCUUUCCGGUGUCUGUAGGGCAUGCUUUUCAGCUGAUGCUGUGAACAAGCAUGUUGAUUUCGUGCGCGAGUAUAAGCAAGACUUUGAACGUGAUCUUGAUCCAGACAAUGCUUCUACCUUCCCGGGAACACUUUCUGAACUCACUGAGCGAUUGAAACAUUGGAAAAAUGUCCUACAAAGUAAUGUUGAGGACAGAUUUCCAGCUGUGCUGAAACUGGAAGAGGAAAGCAGGGUUUUACGCGAGUUUCAUGUUGUUGAUGUUGAGGUCCCAGGACAGUACUUUACUGAUCAGGAGAUUGCACCUGAUCAUACAGUAAAGUUGGAUCGGGCUGGUCCUGACAUUCCAAUUGUGCGAAGACAUGGUAGUAGUUACCGUCGCUUGACACUAAUCGGCUCAGAUGGUUCACAUCAUCAUUUUAUUGUCCAAACAUCACUAACACCGAAUGCUAGGAGUGAUGAACGUAUGCUUCAACUAUUCCGUGUGAUGAAUCGCAUGUUCGAUAAGCACAAGGAGUCUAGGAGGCGGCAUAUAUGCAUUCAUACCCCAAUAAUAAUUCCUGUUUGGUCUCAGGUUCGCAUGGUAGAAGAUGAUUUGAUGUAUAGUACAUUGCUCGAGGUUUAUGAGAACCAUUGCGCUAGAAAUAAUCGUGAGGCUGAUCUUCCGAUUUCCCUUUUCAAGGAGCAGCUUAACCCAGCUAUGGCUGGUCAAAUUUCACCAGAGGCUCUUGUUGAUCUCCGUCUCCAAGCUUAUAAUGAAGUAACUAGGAACCAUGUGCCAGACAACAUACUUUCACAGUUCAUUUACAAGACACUGCUUAACGGCAACCACAUGUGGGCUUUUAAGAAGCAAUUUGCCACCCAGUUGGCUCUUUCGUGUUUUAUUUCAUACAUGCUGCAGAUUGGAGGAAGGUCCCCGAACAAAAUUCUCUUUGCGAAGAACACCGGCAAAAUAUUUCAGACUGAUUUCCACCCAGCAUAUGAUGCUAAUGGAAUGGUUGAAUUUGGUGAGCCUGUUCCGUUCCGUCUCACCAGAAAUAUGCAGGCUUUCUUUUCCCACUUUGGAGUAGAAGGGCUCAUUAUCUCUGCUAUGUGUGCUGCAGCACAAGCUGUUACAACUCCUAAGCAAAACAAGCAUCUAUGGCAUCACCUAGCUAUGUUUUUCCGUGACGAGCUGUUGUCAUGGUCUUGGAGAAGACCACUUGGAAUGCCUAUGGCGCCCGUUCCUGGAGGUGGUCUAAGCCCUGCAGAUUUCAAGCACAAGGUGACAAGUAACGUUGAGCAUGCGAUUGGCCGGAUCAAUGGAAUAGCUCCCCAGAGUUUAUCUGACGAGGAUGAGAACGCGAUGGAACCCCCUCAAUCUGUUCAAAGGGGCGUGGCAGAGCUCGUUGAAGCUGCAUUGAGCCCGCGAAAUUUGUGCAUGAUGGACCCAACUUGGCAUCCUUGGUUUUAAUCUAAUUUUUCACGACAUUUUUUGCUGGAAUCUAACUUUGCUAGAUUUCAGACUCCCUGAACUUGUGAUUAUUUACACAAUGUAUAUAUGCAGUCUUUUAGUUGAAGUUGAUAAGGGCAAUAAAUCCCUGGUCAAUCAUAUAUGUGCAUUUUCCUUGA
Messenger RNA from Amaranthus tricolor (Joseph's coat), 12231 nucleotides. RefSeq lists its product as uncharacterized. Lineage: Eukaryota; Viridiplantae; Streptophyta; Magnoliopsida; Caryophyllales; Amaranthaceae. Bases 383 to 12073 code for a protein of 3896 amino acids. The record is from RefSeq and is a predicted model, not a curated record. Gene Ontology annotation, cellular component: nucleus; SAGA complex; NuA4 histone acetyltransferase complex. The transcript has 35 exons. Gene Ontology annotation, biological process: regulation of DNA-templated transcription; DNA repair. Gene Ontology annotation, molecular function: protein binding; transcription coregulator activity.